Molecule: messenger RNA, 4351 nt
Organism: Seriola dumerili (greater amberjack)
Lineage: Eukaryota; Metazoa; Chordata; Actinopteri; Carangiformes; Carangidae
Product: zinc finger protein GLIS2-like
Exons: 7
Coding region: 477-1943 (488 amino acids)
Biological process (GO): smoothened signaling pathway; regulation of transcription by RNA polymerase II
Cellular component (GO): nucleus
Molecular function (GO): RNA polymerase II cis-regulatory region sequence-specific DNA binding; DNA-binding transcription factor activity, RNA polymerase II-specific
Source: RefSeq, a predicted model, not a curated record
AUGCGCCUCCAGGAGAACCUCUACCUUUGUGCGGCGGGUUUGACAUUCACAUCGCAGCCUACACCCUCACGUGCGACUGACAUUUAGUUCCCCCCCCACCCCCUCAGUAGUAAUUUUUUUUUUUUAGCUUACGUCAGUUUCAUUUUGAGAGAAAACUAUUCACAGGACAAGGUUUUCGAUCUGAAAACUGACCUCUCGAAACAGGCAUUUUUUCCCCCUCUUGAACGAUCCCCUGUGGGAGGAUUUGCUUUCACUGUACCGAUUUCUUUUAUUUUGAAACCAGCCGGUGUCAAUUGAUGAUUUUAUCGAAGAUGGUACGGGAAACGCCGGACAAACUCGCUUGAUUUUUGGUAAACUGUGUCCUCAGUUGUGUUUAUUGGAGGCUCGAAAGCAUCUUCAGGCAGACUACAGGGAGCAGAGGAGGCUGUUUGACUGUCUACAGGCUGUUAUACGGUGGGCAGCAGUAACCAGCAGCCAUGCUGUCGCUGGACGAGCCGCUGGACUUGAAGCUUCCCUCCGGACGGACAGACGGUCCAGUGAGAUUAGGAAAGAGGGCUUGUCCUUCCUCUAUCUGUGCCCCUCUUAGCACCACACGACCACGCCUGCUAUGUACAACCUUUCCUUCACCACCCUCCUCCCCAGAUUCCCAGUCUUCCCCUCAUGAACGACCCGGGUCCUGCUUCACUCCUCCGGCUAUGGACCUCAGCCUGUCCCCGUCCUCCCGCCACGCCUCGUCCCUCUCCCCGUCGCCUUCCUCCCCCUCCUCCCCCUCCCCUUCUUCACCCCUGGAGUCGCCUCACAGCAGCAGCAGCCCUCAGCCACAUCUAUUCUCGCGGGAAGCAGCUCGUCAUUCAGGUGUGGAGGGCGGAGCUUCACCGCACGGUUAUCCGUUUUACCUGCCGAUUGGAAGCCCACCGAGGGGCUACAGCUUUCCCUCCAUGUUCAUCGGUCAGAACAGAGAGAAGCAAGUCUCACCAGAGCCCUCGCUGGAUGGUCAGCUGGCCUGCCGCUGGAUGAAGUGCCACCUGCUGUUCGACUCGCUGCAGGACUUGGUGGAUCACAUCAACGACUUCCACGUCAAACCUGAAAAGGAUUCCGGGUAUUGCUGCCACUGGGAGGGCUGUGCUCGAAACGGAAGGGGCUUCAAUGCCAGAUAUAAAAUGCUGAUUCACAUCCGCACACACACCAAUGAGAAGCCGCACCAUUGUCCCACCUGUAACAAGAGCUUCUCACGUCUGGAGAACCUGAAGAUACACACUCGCUCACACACAGGAGAAAAACCCUACAUCUGCCCUUAUGAAGGCUGCAGCAAACGUUACUCCAACUCCAGCGACCGCUUCAAACACACCCGCACCCACUACGUUGACAAGCCUUACUACUGCAAGAUGGCAGGCUGUCUGAAGCGCUACACAGAUCCCAGCUCGCUACGCAAGCACAUCAAGGCCCACGGGCACUUUGUCGCCCAGGAGCAAGGUGCUCCGGGCAGGCUGGGGUCAGGGCUGGGCCUGCCCGGGCACCAGAGCGCUGCUGAGCUGCCCUCUGUAGGCGGAGCCCACAUCAUCAUACCCGGGGCUGCCGCAGCUCUCCUUGGGGGUCUCGGGACCUCUUUGCCUCUCUCUGCUUUCUGCCACGCCAGAGCCCUGGGCCACCAUGGGGCACCACUCUUCUCUGUCGGAGGCAGUAGCAUGGGGCCGCUCGGCCUCUCGGACUCCCCUCUGUUACACUUCGGACUCUCAGCUGCUUCGAUGUUAGGGCUGGGAGCUCUGGGAGGUCUGGGGCGGAUGGCGGGGAAGGAAACAGAAGGCGAAGAAGAAGAGGAGGAAGGCGAGGAGGGGGAGGUGCUGAACCUGUCUGCAGGGGUGGGGCCCAGGCGUAGUGACCCUUUGUCCUGGGUGGUUGUUCCGCCAAGGGCGCUCCUCCUCAAACCAGCUGUUGUCAGCUAGGAUGUGCACUCAGCAAUUCAAAAAGAACCAGGGAGUGUGUGUUUGUGGUUUUCUGUGUCUGUGUUUGUGUGCGUGUCAUGACAUACAGAACGUGACUGCAGAGAGUGUUUGUGUGCAUGUGAGUGAUCAAAGGUCCCCGUCAUCUGCAGAGCCAUAAAAACGCAUUUCAUUCAUUCCAGCACAGAAACAACUGAAGACAGAAAGAAAGACUGAAAAGAAGAGAAGUCUUUGUGUUGAGUGCGCAAAACCCCAGCACGAGCCUGGAGUGUCACCAUGCAUGUUUCAGCUGUCUCACAGUGUAAAGGGUAACUUCACCCAAACUACUAAAUAUGUGUAAUAUAGAUGCAUCUAGCCAUGCAGAGAUUUUAUCUGCUGAGAUUUUGAAAUAUCCCUCUCAGGUGUCAGCCAAAAACUUAGUUGAAAAUGGAUGUAUUGGAUGUAUCAAUUACUUUCAGAUGGAUUGCCAUGAGAUUUUGUACAGUCACAGAUGAUCCCCGGAGAAUGAAUCCUACUGACGUUGGUGAUCCGCUGACUUUUUAUCCAGAGCCAUCAUCAGGUCAACAUUUUCAUUUCUCCUAUUUAGUGACAAUUACUAAGUGUUAGCAUGCUAACACGCUAAUCGAAGAUAGUUAACAAGGUAAACAUUACACCUGUAACCAUCACCAUCUUGGCACGGUCGCAGUGAGCAUGUACAACACACUGAUGUUAGCAUUUAGCUCCAAGCGUCGUGUUGUGACCCUUUAAAAUGACAUUGCGUUCAACUCCAACAAAUCAGGGUGGUGGCAGAUGUUCUAGAGGCAGGUAUCUCGAAAACACACGACAGAAAACAACAUCCACCUGUAUGGCUUGAUACCACACACGUGAGAAAGUAUGUGUUAUUUGGGUGAACCGAUCCUUUAAUAUUCCUUGAUUCCCCCACACCCUCCUCCCGUUCAUCUCCACCCUGACCUCAUGGUCAAUAAGCGUUUUCCAGCGGACAAUCACCUGUAUAAGAUGAACUAAACCAGGUCAUAAGAAAAGAGCAGGUGCACUAAUAAUGUUGCAGUUGAUAUGUUUGACAACCCCCACUCACUGCUGCCACACACCCAUGUACCCAUGUGUUUAUUCCUAGAUAAAAAAUAGAAAAGCAGGAUUAUGGGGCGCAAUGGGAAACACAGUCCAUACACAAUAAUUGAAUGUAAAAUUAAUUAGAAUGUGUUUUAUUACUACAUUAAAUGAGUUAAAUUUUAAAAUAAGAUAGCAAUCAUUAGAAAAUUUGACACAGACUCCCAUAAAAUGACGGCUGACAUUAAAAUAAAAACAUUUGAGGUUAUUUUAAUUCAUCUUCACGUGUUUGAGAAGAUCAUUUUUAGUUUUUGCCGUAGUCAUCUACUCACAGAAUGGAUUCAAACUCUUCACAGUCUGAGUGAACGUUGUAUUGUUUUAAAAAUUUCUGUGGAAUAGAUCUGGUGCAACAGGUGACAUGUGCAAUAUGUAAACUUUGAUGUCCCCUUACUUUAUCGUCGCUCCCGAGCCCAGAGCAAACAAGAUUAUUGAACACCUUUCAGGAAACCAAACCUCAUGACGUAGUAAUCUCUGAUUUAUUAGUCAUAAAGCGAUCUCAGUGUGCAUUUGUCGUAUCUCAGAGACACUUUGAGGCAUAAUUUGUUUUGGGACAAUCACGGCACUACGAUGUGUGAAGAAAGAUUACAAUCCACACAGAGCUACCUGUUUGACCAUGUGAUUUUCAAGUCGCAAGAAGAUAAAAAAAACAAAAAAAAAAACGUGUUGACGUAACUGAAUGUAGGUUUGAGGUUAACUCUGUAUGCUUGCAGUUUAUCUUAGCUAAUUGUCUGCUCUACUUAUCACUCCAAGACAAUGAUCUCAACAGGAUCAGCCCUGCCUUUUAAACAAGACCAGCUGAGGAACACAUUCAACCAGGAACAAAGUAGACAAGGGUGUGUAUUAGGCAGUAAUGGGUACACAUUUGCUUUACAUGAAUGUUAAAACACGAAAAGGUACACAAGAAGAAGCCAAACAGCGGUUUCAGAACAGUCUCUCAAGUACUUUCAAAGGGGAAAUGUUUGACAAUGGCCACAUGUGGCCUGUAUCUUUGUUUGUUGUAUCUUGUACUCUUGUUUGCACAUUGAUUUUAUCCUAAUCAGUAUUUCAAAGGUGUCCAAGUGCCUUGUGUUUCAACUGAAAUAUAUCACACAGUAUAUUAAAAAUAUUUACGCAAAUGUAAAGUGUAUAAAUGUUUUUUUUUCAUUACAUUUUAGAAAACUGAAUUUUAAUAACUUGACAACAGAUGUGAUUUGUACAUCAGGGCCACUGCAACACUUUCUAAGAAUGUCGCCAGUGUUAAUGACUAUGACAAUGACUAGUAUGUCAAUAAACACAAACGGAUGAAAGAAAAUCUACCUUCAAUA